Molecule: messenger RNA, 825 nt
Organism: Aplosporella prunicola CBS 121167
Lineage: Eukaryota; Fungi; Ascomycota; Dothideomycetes; Botryosphaeriales; Aplosporellaceae
Exons: 3
Coding region: 1-825 (274 amino acids)
Source: RefSeq, a predicted model, not a curated record
AUGGCUGUCAUCUGGGGCCUCGACCUGCACGACAUGCAGUGGAGCAAGUUCAAGAGCUCCUACAUGUGGAACAACGAGUACCAUCUGCGCCGUACCAAGUUUAUCGUUUACCAGCUGGCGAUGAUAUUCUGCGUUGUUUCGGAAUCACUCGGCACAGCCGUACUGUCCGACUACCGUGACCAGCAAUCCUACAUCGAGAACAAGACCGGUCUCAACGCCAGUGUCUACAACAACGACUACAUUGGCGCUGGCUCGUACAACAUCUUCGUCGGCGUCUUCGUGGCCACCAUCUUCGGCGCCGCCUUCUUCUUCGACCUCUUCUGGCCCGAGCGGUACGAGUCCCCUGCCGUCAAGCUCGCCUGGCGCAUCUGUAGCGUGCUGGCCUGCAUCUUCUGCCUGUCGUCCGCCAUCACCUUCACCGUCAUCACGGCGUGCUUCCGCGCCCACGUCGAGAUCCGCCCCGGCAGCGACGUGACGCCCGAGCAGGCCCGCCAGCUCAUGAAUGAGUUUGGCAAGGGUCCGCUCGAGUACCACAACAGCCCACGCGCAGUUGCGAGUCUGGUGUUUUUGUGGCCUGGCUUUAUCUUCACUGUGGCUAGCACCGUCCUGAUGUGGUUCUCCAUCGCCCAUGACGACAAGUUCGGCCCCAAGUCGACGCAUGCGCGCGAGAGCGAAAAGGGUUACGCCUCUCACAUCAACGGCAGCGAUGAUGUUGCCGUCGGAGCUGGUGCUUCGGACGCGCAGGGCUCCCGUCUGGGCCACGCGCCCAACUACCCCCAGCAGGCGCACACGACCGGACAGCCGCCGGCGUACGAGGGUGUCUAA